AUGAGCGCAACUUCCACCCGCCGCCGCUUCCUAUUCUCGCUUCAGUGGAAAGGCAAACGCCGGGAGGCUGCUUUCAGAGCCACCCCCGGGAUGGGCUCUCUGGCGGCCCUGCAGACGGUGCUGGUGCUGGGCCUGGUGACCGGGCUGGCAGGCUGCGUUCCCGGGCUGAACGGCACGGCGGACCGCUGGGAGGCUCUGUACUCCCGCUCCCUGGCGCGGAUCCCGGGCGAGAAGCGGGAGGAUGUCAGCCGGAACGGAGACUAUCUGCUGGGCAUUAAAAGGCUGCGGAGACUCUAUUGCAACGUUGGGAUCGGCUUUCAUAUCCAGGUGUUACCGGACGGUAGAAUAACGGGUGUACACAGCGAAAACCGCCACAGUGUCCUGCAGAUCUCCCCGGUGGAGCGAGGGGUGGUGACCCUGCUGGGGGUCCGCAGCAGAUUCUUUGUGGCCAUGAACUGGCGGGGGAAGCUGUACGGAUCUUUACACUACAACAACGAGUGUAAGUUCAGAGAGAAGCUCCUCGCCAACAACUACAACGCCUACGAGUCCAUUGCCUACCCGAGGAUGUUCAUGGGACUGAGUAAGAACGGCAAAACAAAAAGAGGAAACCGAGUGUCACCCGCCAUGACCGUGACACAUUUCUUGCCAAGAAUCUAGUGGCCGCAUAAAUAGACUCACAUGGGGGGGAACCAUGAUGCACUUUCACUCCAAGCUUUAUGCAAGUGUAUCAUAUUUGAUCUUUUGCUUUGUAUAUAUUCAUUUUUUUAUUUAUGUUUAACCAGUUUUGUAUUUUUGUUAGGGUAGGGUAUCUUGUCACCGGUGAGUAAGAUGAAAGAUUCUCAACACAUUAUUUAUGCUUUCUUUUUCUAAUUUAUCACAUAUUUGCUGCUACUGAAUGAAAUCCUGUCUUUGGAUGUUGGUUGUCUUUGCACUGAUGGGAUAUUAUGCAGUGCACAGCAGAGGUUUAUGGUCUAACUAUGGUUUUUUUAAUGAUUUUUACACAACAUGCCCGUUUUGAGUCUUAGCUUAAAAAGUCAAUGAGGCGGGACUGUCUUCGGUGUUCGAAGUGACACUGAUUGCCAAAUGCUCCAACUCCUUUGUGUGGCACUGGAGCCUAAUUGAAACAGUAUC
Messenger RNA from Gymnodraco acuticeps, 1131 nucleotides. It is a transcript of the gene fgf4, whose product is annotated as fibroblast growth factor 4. Gene Ontology annotation, molecular function: fibroblast growth factor receptor binding; growth factor activity. Gene Ontology annotation, cellular component: cytoplasm. The coding region runs from base 1 to 657 and encodes 218 amino acids. NCBI's taxonomy places the organism in Eukaryota, Metazoa, Chordata, Actinopteri, Perciformes, Bathydraconidae. The record is from RefSeq and is a predicted model, not a curated record. Gene Ontology annotation, biological process: fibroblast growth factor receptor signaling pathway; positive regulation of cell population proliferation; animal organ morphogenesis. The transcript is spliced from 3 exons.